AAAUCAAGACAAGAUGGGUAUCUUCAAGCAUACUGCCAUUUCCUUGCUUUCAAUUCUUCUCCUGUCCAAUUCACUGACGGUUAUUUCCCAACAAGAUGCCGUUCAGGAAGCUUUUCUCCAAUGUCUCCUUGACAAUUCUCAUCCAUCUCACCCCAUUUCUUCGGCAAUCUUCACUCCCCAGAACUCUUCCUUCUCGUCUGUUUUACAAUCCUACAUUCGGAAUCUUCGAUUCAACGACACAACCACCCCGAAGCCAUUCCUCAUCGUCACUGCAUUGCACCAAUCCCACAUACAAGCCGCUAUUGUUUGUGCAAAUAAACAUGACCUUCAAAUGAAAAUCCGAAGUGGCGGCCAUGACUACGAGGGCCUUUCCUACGUAUCUAUUGUCCCAAUGUUCUUCGUUCUUGACAUGUUCAAUCUUCGAACGGUUGAUAUUGAUUUGGCAACGGAGAGUGCUUGGGUUCAGACCGGUGCAAUUCUUGGCGAAGUUUACUAUAGAAUUGCAGAGAAAAGCAGAACACACGGCUUCCCAGCUGGUGUUUGCCCCACUGUUGGGGUUGGAGGUCACUUCAGUGGAGGUGGCUACGGUAACAUGAUGAGAAAAUACGGUCUCUCUGUCGACAACAUUAUCGAUGCUCUGCUAGUGGAUGUAAACGGAAGACUUCACGAUAGAAAAUCCAUGGGUGAGGAUCUUUUCUGGGCCAUAAGAGGAGGAGGAGGAGCUAGCUUCGGUGUCAUCUUCGCAUAUAAAAUUAAUCUCGUUCGUGUUCCAGAAGUGGUUACCGUCUUCAAUGUCCCAAAAACCCUGGAAGAAAAUGCUACGGAGAUUGUAUAUAAGUGGCAACAUGUAGCUCCGAAUUUUCCUGAAGAACUAUUCGUCAGACUUAUUCUGGAUGUGGUGAAUAGUAGUAGCUCCACCAACGGAAAGACGAUCAGGGCUUCUUUCAUUUCUUUGUUCCUUGGAGACUCGAAGAGACUCCUCUCCAUCAUGAACGAGAGCUUCCCUGAAUUGGGAUUAUCUCAGUCCGAUUGCAUUGAAACUAGCUGGAUUCAAUCAGUCCUUUACUGGACCAACUUUCCUGUUAACACUUCCGCAGAAGUUCUGCUCAAUCGAACGCCUCAAACACUGACCUUCCUGAAGAGGAAAUCGGAUUAUGUUAAAGAACCAAUCUCAAAGGAUGGUCUGGAGUGGCUCUGGAAGCGGAUGAUUGAGCUAGGACCCCUGGAACUUAUCUUCAAUCCUUAUGGUGGGAGAAUGGCUGAGAUUCCAGCUUCAGAAACCCCAUUCCCACAUAGAGCUGGAAAUUUGUGGAAGAUUCAGUAUGUAACCAACUGGAACGAAGCUGGAGCCAAAGCUGCAGAUCGGUACUUAAAUUUGACUAGGAAGCUUCAUGGAUACAUGACUCGUUUUGUGUCCAAAAAUCCAAGAGAAGCGUUUCUUAAUUAUAGAGAUAUUGAUUUGGGUAUCAAUCACAAUGGGAAGGCAAGCUACUGGGAAGGAAGGGUUUAUGGGAUCAAGUAUUUCAAGGGUAAUUUCAACAGAUUGGUGCAAAUUAAGACGAAGGUUGACCCUGGUAAUUUCUUUAGGUAUGAGCAAAGCAUCCCAACGCUUCCACAUUAGAAGAAAUAUAAAUAUUGAUUGUUUUGUGACGUCCUUUUAAGAUAAGAAUUUGUACUUAUAUUUUAGUCGCAAUAUGAUGCAUUGACAUCUAUAUUGCUUCUAGUUUAUCCUGUGAAUUGAACAUCUAUGUUUAAUAAAGGAUCCAUCGAUUA
Molecule: messenger RNA, 1773 nt
Organism: Rubroshorea leprosula
Lineage: Eukaryota; Viridiplantae; Streptophyta; Magnoliopsida; Malvales; Dipterocarpaceae
Source: the annotation of a GenBank genome assembly